Molecule: messenger RNA, 4545 nt
Organism: Penicillium soppii
Lineage: Eukaryota; Fungi; Ascomycota; Eurotiomycetes; Eurotiales; Aspergillaceae
Exons: 11
Coding region: 1-4545 (1514 amino acids)
Biological process (GO): transmembrane transport
Cellular component (GO): membrane
Molecular function (GO): ATP binding; ATP hydrolysis activity; ABC-type transporter activity
Source: RefSeq, a predicted model, not a curated record
AUGGCCCAUCAAGAUGAGGACGAGGAUAUCAUAGAGGCUAGCUCCUCGAACCACAGCGAGGAACAUGCAGCCCAGCCAACUACAGAAACUCACCCUGCUAGGAACAAGCGUGAUGGGAUAGUCUUUGACUUUAUUCGCCCAGAGGAACGCGCUGAACUGGCCCGCAUUGCCUCGAAUUUCCCUCGACACCGUCCUACGGAUUCUGGCAUAUCAGGAAUGACUGAAGUCGAACGCAAAGACACCCUGGAAGAUGUCAAGCUAGGGGAUUCGGUUCUAGAUCCAACCUCUGAUCAAUUUGAUCAUUAUAAAUGGGCUCGCAUGAUGCUUGAGCUGAUGGACAAGGAAGGAGUUCCUGUGCGAAAGUCGACCGGUGUGGUCUGGGAGAAUCUCCAAAUUUCUGGGUCUGGAUCUGCACUACAGUACCAGAAUAAUGUGGGAUCAAUCGCAUUGGCUCCCUUUCGACCUCAAGAGUACAUUUCUUGCGGGAGCCGCGUGCCUCAGAAACAGAUCCUGCGCAGCUUCGAUGGUGUGUUAAAAAGUGGCGAGCUGCUGAUCGUGCUGGGAAGGCCGGGAAGUGGUUGUUCAACUCUUCUCAAGACUCUCUCCGGUGAACUACAUGGGCUGAAAUUGGGAAAGGGCUCAGACAUCCAAUAUAACGGUAUUCCGAUGGAGAAAAUGCACAAAGAGUUCAAGGGAGAGGUUUUGUACAACCAGGAAGUUGACAAACAUUUUCCUCAUCUCACUGUGGGCCAGACUCUGGAGUUUGCGGCUGCAGCUAGGACCCCUGAGCAUCGUCUGAAUGGGAUCAGUCGUGCGCGGUAUGCGAAGCAUAUCACCCAAGUGGCUAUGGCGGUACUAGGACUGAGUCACACGUACAACACCAAAGUCGGUGAUGACUAUAUUCGAGGCGUAUCUGGAGGUGAGCGAAAGCGAGUCAGUAUUGCAGAGAUGGCACUAUCUGGUGCUCCAGUGGGUGCAUGGGACAACAGCACUCGAGGAUUAGAUUCCGCCAGUGCUCUGGAGUUUGCCAAAUCCCUGAAAGUGUCCGCAGACUUGAUCGGCAGCUGCCAUGCGGUUGCAAUCUACCAAGCGUCUCAGGCAAUAUACGACAUUUUUAACAAGGUCGUCGUCUUGUACGAAGGCCGACAAAUUUUCUUCGGCCCGUGCGAUCAAGCCAAAGAUUACUUCGUGGAAAUGGGCUGGGAGUGCCCACUACGCCAAACAGUCGGUGACUUCCUGACCUCCGUCACCAAUCCCCAGGAGCGCAAGGCCCGUGAUGGCAUGGAGAACAAAGUUCCUCGCACGCCUGAAGACUUCGAGAAGUAUUGGAAGAGUAGCUCCCAUCAUGUCGCCCUCCAAAAAGAGAUUGCUGAAUACAGGACGGAGUAUCCGCUUGGAGGACCUGCUGGCAAGGACUUCAAUGCGACAAAGCGACUGCGACAGGCAAAGCAUGUUCGACCCAAAAGCCCAUAUGUCAUUUCAAUUCCUAUGCAGGUAAAGCUUUGCACGAAAAGAGCUUAUCAACGGAUUUGGAAUGAUAAACCCUCGACGUUGACAACUGUGAUUGGGCGCAUAGUCAUGUCUUUGAUUAUUGGGUCAAUCUAUUUCGGGACACCCCAAGCUUCUGCAGGCUUUCAAAGUAAAGGUGCAGCGCUUUUCUUCUCGGUUUUAAUGAAUGCCCUAAUCAGCAUCACGGAGAUAAAUUCUCUCUAUGAUCAGCGCCCUAUCAUUGAAAAGCAAGCAUCCUAUGCUUUCGUCCAUCCAUUUACGGAAUCACUUGGAGGCAUAGUUGCUGAUAUACCGGUCAAAUUUGUGUCUGCUGUAGUGUUUAAUAUCAUCUUUUACUUCUUGGCUGCAUUGCGAUACGAGCCUUCACAAUUCUUCAUCUUCUUUCUAUUCACCUUCUUGAGCACACUCGCAAUGUCAGGUGUCUUUCGGACUCUAGCUGCAUCCACGAAAACCCUUUCACAGGCUAUGUCAAUGGCUGGAGUCAUGGUUCUAGCCAUCGUCAUUUACACCGGGUUUGUGAUCACGGUACCAGAAAUGAGCAAUAUCCCAUGGUUUAGUUGGAUCCGAUGGAUCAAUCCGGUCUUCUACACGUUCGAAGCAUUGGUUGCAAAUGAGUUCCAUGGCCGUCGCUUUGAAUGCUCGCGAUUCAUUCCUGCCUACCCCAGUCUUACUGGAGAUUCUUUUAUCUGCGCUGUACGAGGCGCUGUGGCAGGAGAAAGAACUGUGUCUGGCGACGCCUACAUCCACUCACAGUACACAUAUAGUUAUGCGCACGAAUGGCGGAAUCUGGGAAUCUUGAUUGGAUUUUGGCUCUUUUUUAUGGCAAUCUACCUACUUGCUUCAGAGCUUAAUUCGUCUACUUCUUCUAAGGCUGAAUUCCUGGUCUUCCGCCGUGGCCAUGUUCCAGCACAUCUACGCCAUCUCAAAAAUGGCGAGGGAAGCACUAGCUCGGCAGAGGUCAGUCAAACGCAGAAGAAGUCAGAAGACAAUAAAGAUAUUUCAGCAAUUACCGCGCAACACGAUAUCUUCACCUGGCGAAAUGUUUGCUAUGAUAUUCCAGUCAAAGGCGGCGAGCGUCGCCUUCUCGACAAUGUCUCUGGCUGGGUCAAGCCCGGCACCCUAACAGCAUUGAUGGGUGUAUCCGGCGCAGGAAAAACAACAUUACUUGAUGUCUUGGCCAAACGAGUUUCUAUUGGAGUCGUUACAGGUGAUAUGCUUGUCAAUGGGAAACCACUCGACACCAGUUUCCAGAGGAAAACAGGUUAUGUUCAGCAACAAGAUUUGCAUCUUCCUACUACAACUGUUAGGGAAGCACUUCGGUUCAGUGCCAUGUUGCGCCAGGCAAAGACCAUCCCCAAGAAAGAGAAAUACAAGUACGUGGAGGAGGUGAUUGAGAUGCUUGGUAUGCAGGACUUCGCAGAUGCCAUUGUUGGAACACCAGGAGAAGGGUUGAAUGUGGAGCAAAGAAAACUCUUGACUAUUGGCGUCGAACUCGCCGCAAAGCCCGCUCUGCUCAUUUUUCUCGAUGAGCCUACCAGUGGCUUGGAUUCGCAAAGCUCAUGGGCGAUUUGUGCUUUCUUACGGAAGCUCGCCGAGCAUGGGCAAGCAGUUUUGUCCACCAUUCACCAGCCGAGUGCACUGCUUUUCCAGCAGUUUGAUCGUCUGCUUUUCCUCGCUAAAGGUGGAAGGACGGUCUAUUUCGGUGACAUUGGAGACCAAUCCCGGGUGUUAUUGGAUUACUUUGAGAGCAACGGGGCUAGGCCCUGUGACUCAUCAGAAAAUCCCGCAGAGUAUAUGCUAGAAAUUAUUGGAGCGGGUGCGUCUGGAAAGUCAACGCAGGAUUGGCCGCAAGUGUGGAAUCAGAGCGAACAAGCCAAAUGUGUCCAAGCUGAAAUUGUCCGUAUUCACGACGAGCGAGCUUCUGCAAGUGCCAGCGAAGAUGAGCAAUCUCAGAAGGGUGAAUAUGCAAUGCCAUUCACUUCACAGCUGUGGCAUGUAACCCAUCGAUCUUUCCAGGGUUUCUGGCGUGAGCCAUCCUAUGUAUGGGCAAAGAUCAUGCUGGGGACUAUGUCCUCUCUCUUCAUUGGAUUCACAUUCUUCAAGCCUGACAGCUCUUUACAAGGGUUUCAAGACGUCUUGUUCAGCGCGUUCAUGCUAACCUCGAUCUUCUCGACCCUGGUGCAACAAAUCAUGCCCAAAUUUGUGGUUCAACGCUCCCUCUAUGAGGUCCGUGAACGACCCUCGAAAGCCUACUCGUGGGGCGCUUUCCUCAUAGCAAACGUGCUGGUCGAAAUUCCCUAUCAAGUUUUCGUUGGCGUGAUCAGUUGGGCGUGCUACUACUACCCAAUCUAUGGUUCAGAACAAGCCUCCCACCGACAAGGACUAAUGCUGCUAUUUGUGGUGCAGUUCUACAUUUUCACAUCCACCUUUGCAUCACUGGUGAUAUCAUCCCUACCAGACGCCGAAACGGGCGGAACAAUCGCUACACUUAUGUUUAUCAUGACCCUAACCUUCAACGGCGUUAUGCAGCCACCCUCUGCCCUGCCGGGAUUCUGGAUAUUUAUGUACCGUGUCUCGCCCCUGACGUAUUUGAUUGCAGGCAUCACUGCAACUGGCCUACAUGGCCGAGGAAUUCAUUGCGCAGAUGCCGAGCUCAGCGUUCUAAAUCCUCCUGCGGGACUGACAUGUGGUGCAUAUCUUGAACCAUAUGUCAAGGCCGCUGGCGGUCAAUUGUAUAAUCCCGCCGCUACAAUUGGCUGUCAGUAUUGUCAACUGCAGAAUGCGGAUCAGUAUUUGUCUUCAAGUAACAUAUUUUACAGUGAACGCUGGCGCAACUUCGGCCUCGGAUGGGCAUAUAUUGGGUUCAAUGUGGCUGGUACUGUGCUGCUUUACUAUAUGUUCCGCGUGAAGCACUACAACCCCACCUCAUUGGUGAGAGGAAUUGGGCAAGGUGCUUCCUUCCUUUGCCGUGUCUUCAAGCGGCGAUCUGGGCAGACACCCAAGGGCAAGGAAGCAGAUAAUGGUAGGCUAGUUUGA